Equus quagga is the source of this 1089-nucleotide messenger RNA. RefSeq names its product HAUS augmin like complex subunit 1 (gene HAUS1). Gene Ontology annotation, biological process: centrosome cycle; spindle assembly. The record is from RefSeq and is a predicted model, not a curated record. Gene Ontology annotation, cellular component: cytosol; HAUS complex. The coding region runs from base 53 to 889 and encodes 278 amino acids. The transcript has 9 exons. Lineage: Eukaryota; Metazoa; Chordata; Mammalia; Perissodactyla; Equidae.
CAGGGAGCCUGUCCCGCGAGGAUCCUCUCGAGAAGUGGCGGGAGCAGCGGCUAUGGAGGCGCAAGAGGAGAAAGAGGCGCAGGUUGCUGCGUGGUUGAAAAAAAUAUUUGGAGAUCAUCCCAUUCCACAAUAUGAGGUGAAUCCACGGACCACAGAGAUUUUGCAUCACCUUGCGGAACGCAACAGUGUCCGGGACAGGGAUGUCUACCUGGUAAUAGAGGACUUGAAACAGAAGGCAAGCGAAUAUGAAUCAGAAGCCAAGCAUCUUCAGGACCUUCUCAUGGAGAGUGUGAAUUUUUCCCCUGCCAAUCUGUCUGGCACUGGUUCUAGGUACCUGAAUGCUUUGGUUGACAGUGCAGUGGCCCUUGAAACAAAGGACACCUCACUAGCUAGUUUUAUCCCUGCAGUGAAUGAUUUGACUUCUGAUCUUUUUCGUACCAAAUCCAAAAAUGAAGAAAUCAAGCUCGAAUUGGCAAAACUUGAAAAAAAUCUGACUGCAACUUUAGUGUUAGAAAAAUGUCUACGAGAGGAUCUCAAGAAAGCAGAGUUGCAUCUGUCUACGGAAAGGGCCAAAGUUGACAAUCGUCUUCAGAACAUGAACUUCCUAAAAGCGAAGUCAGAGGAGUUCAGAUGUGGAAUCAGAGCUGCCGAGGAGCAACUUUCAGCCAGAGGCUUGGAUGCCUCUCUGUCUCAUCAGUCACUAGUAGCCCUUUCAGAGAAAUUGGCAGAACUAAAACAACAGACUAUACCUUUGAAGAAAAAAUUGGAGUCCUAUUUAGAUUUAAUGCCGAAUCCAUCUCUUGCUCAGGUGAAAAUUGAAGAAGCAAAGCGAGAAUUAGAUAUCAUUGAAGCUGAACUUACAAAGAAAGUAGACAUGAUGGAACUCUGACCAGAGACAAAUAAACUUCGUCUUCCCUAACGAAGUAAAUCGCAUAGGACUUUAAAGAAUUGUUUCCUGUUGGCAUUCCUUAAUAACUUAAUUUUUGUGUUCUUAGAUGAGUUAAUUUCGUUAUUGAUAGAAUAGUGGUUCCUGUGUAUUGCAUUUUUGUGUCCUGAUCGUUUUCAUAUUAAAAAAUGUUGUUGGUUUUC